UUUUGUUCUAACUUGUAGGGAAUCUUGUCUGCUUCAGUUUUAUCAAUCAUCUCUCUGAUUCGUCCUUAUCAAUGGCAAAGCCUGCUAAUGCCAGUUUUGCCGGAUGACAUGCUGGAUUUUUUGGAUGCACCAGUUCCUUACAUAGUUGGUGUUAAGAAUAAAACCAGUGAAGUACAGUCUAAGUUAACCAAUGUCUUGGUGGUUGAUGCUAACAGGAACCAGGUUAAGUCAGCAUCAAUACCUCAACUACCCAAACAGAAGGAGUUAUUUUCAUCCUUAAGUCCGUAUCACGCCAAACUUGUGGGAGAAAGUUAUUUGGCAAGGAAAAGACCAGUCUAUGAAUGCACAGAUGUGCAGGUGGAGGCAGCAAAGGGUUUCCUGACUGUGGUAAGAUCCUACUUGGAUUCUCUUUGCUCUAACCUGCGUUCACAUACAAUAACAAAUGUGCAAUCUAAUAAUGACAAGGUAUCUCUGCUUUUGAAAGAGAGUUUCAUAGACUCAUUCCCUAGUCGUGAUCGACCAUUUAUGAAGCUUUUUGUAGACACGCAACUCUUCUCUGUACAUACAGAUCUUGUUCUCUCUUUUUUCCAGAAGCAGUAAUGCUGCUGCCAUACGAAGAAUGAUGUGAAAUAUAUUUUGUUGUAACUUGUAUCUAAAGUGCAGCCAUGUAUAAUAUUAGAAGAUAAAAGUUGUUCAUAUAUUAGCAUCAGUGUGAUUUUCUUGGUGGGUGAGGUUGCUCCAUUUUUCCCUCCCUGUCCUGUCCUUUGAUCCUUUUACUGUAAGAUAGAAUCAAAUGAAAUCCACCACUAUAUUGUUAUAUGGUAUCAUGGUUGCUUAAUUAUUAAGUAAAAGUUUAGAUUUGUAGAAA
Molecule: messenger RNA, 868 nt
Organism: Carica papaya (papaya)
Lineage: Eukaryota; Viridiplantae; Streptophyta; Magnoliopsida; Brassicales; Caricaceae
Source: RefSeq, a predicted model, not a curated record